Messenger RNA from Callorhinus ursinus (northern fur seal), 3197 nucleotides. Lineage: Eukaryota; Metazoa; Chordata; Mammalia; Carnivora; Otariidae. The record is from RefSeq and is a predicted model, not a curated record.
UGCGUUCGCAAGUUGCGAGCAAAGUUUGGUGGAGGAGACGCCGAGCCUGAGUCCUUUCUUCCCCUCGCUCCGCAAACCCGAGGGCAGCCGGCGGGCGUCAUGCCCGCGCUCCUCCUCAGCCUGGGGCGCGCCUGAAGCCUCGGAGCCUUGGCGCAGGCAGGACCCGAGGACCACUCUGUUUUGGAGUUUCCCCGAGUUCGUCGCUUGCUCCAUCCCGACUCACGCCGGGCGCGGGGACAGACCGGCGGCCGAGGAGCGUUGCCAUUCAAGGGGCUGCAGCGGCUUCGGCGGCACCUUGGCUCCGGAACGCGCCGCAGGCUGGAGGCAUUGCUGGCAGUCCAUGCUCGAAGACGAGGUGUGCAGAUGGGAGUGACGUCCACAUGGAGAUAUGGAAGAGGACGGGGGACUGGCACGGCCACAGCCGUGCUCAGCUGGGCCCGCUGGGGCUGCCUGGUCGCGGUCACCAUGGCAACCUUGUCCCUGGCCCGGCCCUCCUUCAAUUUAGUGGAGGAUACCACAUUAGAGCCGGAAGAGCCACCAACCAAAUACCAAAUCUCCCAACCUGAAGUUUACGUGGCCGCGCCCGGGGAGUCGCUAGAGUUGCGCUGUCCGUUGAGAGAUGCCGCCACGAUCAUUUGGACUAAGGAUGGGGUACACUUGGGGCCCAACAAUAGGACAGUGCUUAUUGGGGAAUACUUGCAGAUAAAAGGUGCCACACCUAGAGACUCCGGCCUCUAUGCUUGCACGGCGGCUAGGCCGGUAGACAGCGAGGCUGUCUACUUCAUGGUGAAUGUCACAGAUGCCAUCUCAUCCGGAGAUGACGAGGACGACACGGAUGGUUCCGAGGAUUUUGUCAGUGAGAACAGUAACAACAAGAGAGCCCCGUACUGGACCAACACAGAAAAGAUGGAAAAGCGACUUCAUGCCGUCCCUGCAGCCAAUACUGUCAAGUUUCGCUGUCCGGCUGGGGGAAAUCCAGCACCAACUAUGCGGUGGCUGAAGAAUGGAAAGGACUUUAAGCAGGAACAUCGCAUUGGAGGCUAUAAGGUGCGAAACCAACAUUGGAGCCUUAUUAUGGAGAGCGUGGUCCCGUCCGACAAAGGAAAUUACACCUGUGUGGUAGAGAACGAGUAUGGUUCCAUCAAUCACACGUACCACCUCGAUGUUGUUGAGCGAUCGCCACACCGGCCCAUCCUCCAAGCUGGACUGCCAGCGAACGCCUCCACUGUGGUCGGAGGCGACGUGGAGUUUGUCUGCAAAGUUUACAGCGACGCCCAGCCCCACAUUCAGUGGAUCAAACAUGUAGAAAAGAAUGGCAGCAAAUACGGGCCCGACGGGCUGCCUUACCUCAAGGUGCUGAAGCACUCGGGGAUAAAUAGUUCCAAUGCAGAAGUGCUGGCUCUGUUCAAUGUGACUGAGGCGGAUGCUGGGGAGUAUAUAUGUAAGGUCUCCAAUUAUAUAGGGCAGGCCAACCAGUCUGCCUGGCUCACUGUCCUGCCAAAACAGCAAGCUCCUGUAAGAGAAAAGGAGAUUACGGCUUCCCCAGACUACCUGGAGAUAGCCAUUUACUGCAUAGGGGUCUUCCUCAUUGCCUGUAUGGUGGUGACGGUCAUCCUGUGCCGAAUGAAGACCACGACCAAGAAGCCAGACUUCAGCAGCCAGCCAGCUGUGCACAAGCUGACCAAGCGCAUCCCCUUGCGGAGACAGGUUUCCGCUGAAUCCAGUUCUUCCAUGAACUCCAACACCCCGCUGGUAAGGAUAACCACGCGCCUCUCCUCGACGGCAGACACCCCCAUGUUGGCAGGGGUCUCCGAGUAUGAAUUGCCAGAAGAUCCAAAGUGGGAGUUCCCGAGAGAUAAGCUGACGCUGGGCAAACCUCUGGGGGAAGGUUGCUUUGGGCAAGUGGUCAUGGCUGAGGCGGUGGGAAUUGACAAAGAGAAGCCCAAGGAAGCAGUCACUGUGGCCGUGAAGAUGUUGAAAGAUGAUGCCACAGAGAAGGAUCUUUCUGAUUUAGUGUCAGAGAUGGAGAUGAUGAAGAUGAUCGGAAAACACAAAAAUAUCAUAAAUCUCCUUGGAGCCUGUACUCAGGACGGGCCUCUCUACGUCAUCGUCGAGUAUGCCUCGAAAGGCAACCUCCGCGAGUACCUCCGAGCCCGGAGGCCGCCCGGGAUGGAGUACUCCUAUGACAUUAACCGAGUUCCCGAGGAGCAGAUGACCUUCAAGGACUUGGUGUCCUGCACCUACCAACUGGCAAGAGGCAUGGAGUACUUGGCUUCCCAGAAAUGUAUUCAUCGGGAUUUAGCUGCCAGAAAUGUUUUGGUAACAGAAAACAAUGUCAUGAAAAUAGCAGACUUUGGACUGGCCAGGGAUAUCAACAAUAUAGACUAUUACAAAAAGACCACAAACGGGCGACUUCCAGUCAAGUGGAUGGCCCCAGAAGCCCUUUUUGACCGAGUGUACACCCACCAGAGUGACGUGUGGUCCUUCGGGGUGUUAAUGUGGGAGAUUUUCACGUUAGGGGGCUCACCCUACCCAGGGAUUCCAGUGGAGGAACUUUUUAAGCUGCUUAAGGAAGGACACCGGAUGGAUAAGCCAGCAAACUGCACCAAUGAACUGUAUAUGAUGAUGAGGGACUGUUGGCAUGCGGUGCCCUCCCAGAGGCCGACGUUCAAACAGUUGGUAGAGGACUUGGAUCGGAUUCUCACUCUCACAACCAAUGAGGAAUACUUGGACCUCAGUCAGCCUCUCGAACAGUAUUCACCUAGUUACCCUGACACAAGGAGUUCUUGUUCUUCAGGAGACGAUUCUGUUUUCUCUCCGGACCCCAUGCCUUACGAACCCUGCCUUCCUCAGUACCCACAUGUAAACGGCAGAGUUAAAACAUGAAUGAGCUUGUCCUUCCGUUCCCACACAGGACAGCACCAGGGAGCUAGCCACACGAGCAGGGAGGCCAUGCCUCCAGGAGCUUGUUGGCUCCGCUUGUAUAUAUGGAUCAGAGGAGUAAAUAAUCGGAAAAGUAAUCGGCACACGUGUAAAGAAUUUAUACAGUUGGAAACUUGUAAUCUUCACCUGGAGAAGAAGAAUGUUUCUGGGGCCAUGGACUGCCAUGGGCCACCACGCGCCCACGACCCACUGUGGGUACUGGCUGUGGACCAGCUGGACUUGAGGCAAACUUAGGUUCUGCCUUCCUUGUGAAU